Molecule: messenger RNA, 4068 nt
Organism: Cynoglossus semilaevis (tongue sole)
Lineage: Eukaryota; Metazoa; Chordata; Actinopteri; Pleuronectiformes; Cynoglossidae
Gene: slc41a2a
Product: solute carrier family 41 member 2a
Exons: 11
Coding region: 611-2125 (504 amino acids)
Biological process (GO): monoatomic cation transport
Cellular component (GO): plasma membrane
Molecular function (GO): monoatomic cation transmembrane transporter activity
Source: RefSeq, a predicted model, not a curated record
AAAAUCUCUCCUGUGUUUGUGCCUGUUGAUUUGACCAUGCAGCAUGUAUGUAAGACACCUGUACUAGCUGAGUUGAGUCCCCAAGAAUUUUGGGAGAUGAUAGGGAGAGAUUCAUAUUGGCUCAGGGUCUACUCCAGGCAGACUCGUUGCCCGACUUGAUGCUGUGCUUCUUUGCAAUAAACUCUUCUAUCUGCAAUCAAGUCGGCAUCAAUGAAGAUUUCUUCACUCUUCAUCUAUAAACAACAAAAAAAAGAAAAAAACAAAACCAAAAAUCAAAUUACUUAUAACUUGUGUAAACUUCACAUCAUGGUGGUUAUAGUCAUGUGAAGAAGGAAAACUGAACUUGAGGUGUUACAAUUAUGCAGCGUUAAUCCACUGUCUUAUUAAGAAAAGCAGAGCAAACAUGUGUGUGUGUGUGUGCGUACACGUUUUCAUGGUCUUGUCACAGUAAAGACUCAGCCCACCAUUCAGAGAAUGAAAGAGGCCAGGGACAGGAGCAGCAGCAGCAACACUGGACUUUCUUCACUAAAAAAACUCAUCGUAAGGCAAACAGAUUUCCCAUGAACCUGAUCCACAGGAGGGACAUCCUAAUAAAGCACAGCUUUUGAUAAUGGUUGCCCCAGAGUCAGAACAACCAACAUCAUCUUGUGGCAGCCAGAAGUUUGGACCAAAUCUGUCCUCAUCCCAACACUCUGACAGUCCACGUCAUAUCAGCUCUACCAGUGACCUUCAAACGCUCGACAACAGUUGUCAGAAUGAACCACGGGAGUACACUGAAACAGAUUUUCUGCUCCCUGAUAAACUCUAUGGUCGUUCAAGACUCAGUGAAGCCAUCGCAGCAAAGGAAGCAGUUAGAAGUGAUGCACCAGCAGAGUCUGUCUGUUCAAUGCUGCUGCAGAUUCUGGUCCCAUUCCUGCGGGCGGGGCUCGGGACAGUCUCUGCUGGGAUGUUGCUGGAUGUGGUUCAGAACUGGGACGUAUUUCAGGAAGUCACGGAGAUCUUCAUUCUGGUUCCCGCAGUAUUAGGAAUGAAAGGGAACCUGGAAAUGACUCUGGCCUCCAGACUGUCAACUGCUGUGAAUGCAGGUAAAAUGGAAUCUACCAGAGAAAAGUGGACACUGAUCGUUGGAAACCUAGCGCUUAAACAGCUACAAGCCACAGUGCUGGGAUUUUUUGCCUCCCUCAUGGCCGUUCUCUUAGGCUGGAUGGCAGAUGGAAAGAUGCCUUUCAACCACAUAGUGCUUUUGUGUUCCACCAGUGUUUCUACUGCAUUUCUGGCUUCAUUAGUACAAGGUGUCAUCAUGGUGGCAGUUAUUUUAUGCUCCAAGCGUUUGGGAAUCAACCCUGACAAUGUGGCGACACCCAUGGCUGCCAGUUUUGGGGAUCUCAGCACUCUUGCACUGCUUGCCUGCUUCAGUCACUGGUUCUUCUCUUUUAUAGAUCUCUAUAUUUAUAUGCUGUUCCUGGUGGAUCUGUUUCUUGUGUGUUUGAUCCCUUUAUGGCUGGUCAUCUCCUCCAAACAUCCAACCAGUCAAAUCCUGCUCCGCACUGGUUGGGAACCAGUCAUUACAGCAAUGGUAAUCAGCAGUAUCGGAGGACUGAUACUGGACCUGUCUGUGUCCGAUCCAAACAUGGCAGGAAUAAUAAUCUAUGCUCCUGUCAUAAAUGGUGUUGGAGGAAACCUUGUGUCCAUUCAGUCCAGUCGUCUCUCAACAAGUCUGCAUAUGAAUUUCUCAUCUGGAGAUGUCCCUGACAAUCGCAAAGGCUGCUUCAACCCUUGUUGUACUUUCUUUGGCACAGGGGUGAACCAACGCUCGGCCCAGAUUCUGCUUUUUUUGGUUGUCCCUGGUCAGUUGGUCUUCUUGUACACUAUUCAUCUAAUGAAAGGAGGCCAGACUUUGCCAAGUCCUCUUCUGACUGUGGCCUUCCUAGCUGCUUCUUUGAUUCAGGUCUCUGCUCUGUUGUGUAUAGCUGACUACAUGGUUCACUGUCUUUGGAGGAGAAAUAAGGAUCCUGACAGUUACUCAAUACCUUACCUCACAGCCCUAGGAGAUCUUCUGGGGACUGCUCUCCUUGCUCUCGCCUUUCUUAUACUGUGGUGUAUCGGGGACUCAGGCAGUGUAUAAGAACAAAGAGCUCAGGAUAUGAACUGAAACAUCGUGAGUUCUUCUACAGAGAAGGUAACUUUCUCUGUUAGAUAGGACUGUAAGAUAUGCUAUUGGUUCAUACCUUAGCUUCCUAACACACAAGAGUCAAAUGCGAGAUCUCAAGUUGUAAGGUGUUACUCGCAGCAAGGAGCACAGAACAAUGGUACAUACUGAGGGACUCCUCAGUGCUCAAAGCUUAUAUACAGUUUGCUGGUUACAUAACAUAUCAAUGCUUUCGAUUUUGGUGACCGCCUUUUGACAUUCAAAGAGACAGUUUCAUAUGGUUCUGUGGUUAGUCAGCAAACGUAGUCAGCGUUAUUCGUGCUGCACACAUCCUGUCAUGUUUAACAGUCAGAAUAUUACAGCUUCAUACACAACCUUCUCCAGUACCCUUUUCUUUUAAUACAACAUAACAACAACACUCAAUAAUAGUAUAAAUUGAUAUGGAAACUUAAUAUAAUGAAUACGUUGUAAAGGUUGAAGAAAUGCAUUUACAAAUCUUAACAAUCUUACAUUGUAUCCUCCGUUUCAGUGUCCUGGGGAGGCUGGAACCAAUCUCAGAAGUGGGUGUUCAACUAUGUUUUUUAUGUUUAGAACAGAUAGAUUUCUUUUUCCUUCAUCUUCACAUCACCACUAUCUAAUAAUUAACAUAACUUGCUUUUAGAAAUGUGAAGUAUCAUUUUCUUGUAGCCUCUUCACCUGUGUUGUAAUUGUUUUGUUGUUGAUGAAAAAUUGUGCAAGACACAAAAACUGUGCAGUAUUGCAGCAUGCUGGGGAAGUGGUGGCUUAGUGGUUCAGAGCUUCCAUUGUGCUGUGUAAAGGAGUCAACUUUCCUUAUCUUUCCUUUAAAAUAUGUAAAGUGUGUGGGGUGGUUGGAAGUGGAGGGAGGGGUUGUUGAGAGGUGUGUGUGUGGGAGGGUGGAAGGGGCUCCGGGAAAGAAGCAAUUCAAAACGACCCUGGUCUGAUUUAUGGACACCUAGACCACUGAGGCACAACUGAAAAUGUGUUUAGUGUCAUGGGUACAACAUAAGAAAGAAGAUAAGCAGGGUCUGGGGAGUCAUAAAUUUCAAGGUCUGGGGUGUCACAAACAUGUGGUUAACCAUUCUGCGCUGAUAACCAUUUGUUAAAAAACAAAAAACAAAUCUGUCUGGAGCCCCCAAAAAUUAAAAGCCUUGUAUAAGCCUUAUAUGAAGGCAACACAUCUGUACACUUGCAGCUGUGUUAUACACUGUGUAUAAAAAACCUAUAGUGUGUUGCAUUUAUGAAAUCAAUGAACUGCUGCAGAGAACACAUAAUUUUAUUUCUGCAUCUAACAAAAACAUUUUUAACUUGAAAAAAGACACAUGGUUGAUGCUUACUUUCACAAAAUAUUAGAAUCCACCUCGUAUUUAGGAAAUCAUCUUUUUUUCUUAAAAGGAUACAGGAGGUGUUUGAAUAAAUCCAUUAUGUGUGAACCUUUUACAGCAUCACCCCUAUAAACAAAUUCUCCCCUUGAAUUCCAACUUUUGCGCUCCUCCGAUAACUUCUUUAAAAGAUACUCUGCAUUAUUACGGUCUCGUGGAGGGAGAAAAGGCCGCGAGGGGGAUUGUAAAUGAUGGUGGGGUGACCUAAGGGGUAAGAACAUGUGCUGUUGACGUAGGGGUAGAGAGAAGUCACAUCUACGUAGUGGACGGUUUCUUUGGAACCGGCGCUGGGUCUCAGCUUUAAGGCACUGGUUCUGCCCCCAUAAAGAGCUUUACGAGCGCAGAGGGGUUCUGGAGCAUUAUAAAGCUUGAGAAAUUGUUUCAACUCAGCGCAUGAUUUUUUCAUAUCAUCCCACUCGUGUUCUCUCACCACUGUAACGUGGACCCCGUGUUUGUUUCUUAACUCCAACAGUCUCUCUUCGCUCUCAGCAUGAAGUUGGCCAAAAGUGACACCUCUCA